This is a messenger RNA of Cavia porcellus (domestic guinea pig), 1842 nucleotides long. RefSeq names its product CDC like kinase 1 (gene Clk1). The transcript is spliced from 13 exons. The record is from RefSeq and is a predicted model, not a curated record. NCBI's taxonomy places the organism in Eukaryota, Metazoa, Chordata, Mammalia, Rodentia, Caviidae. Gene Ontology annotation, biological process: regulation of RNA splicing; peptidyl-tyrosine phosphorylation. Gene Ontology annotation, cellular component: nucleus. Gene Ontology annotation, molecular function: protein tyrosine kinase activity; protein serine/threonine kinase activity; ATP binding. Bases 166 to 1620 code for a protein of 484 amino acids.
ACAAAAAUCGCCCCGCCCCCCCCGCGUCUCAGCUGUUUUCGGGCACGCCCUCAUCACGACUGUCAGCUCCAUUUUGUGGACAGCGCCCUUCGCGGUUGGACGGGUGGUUUGCGGGUCGCUUUGCGAGCCUCGUUUCCUGGCGUGCGGUCUUUGGAGCACAGUAAGAUGAGACAUUCGAAGAGAGCCUACUGCACGGACUGGGACGACAAGGGCUGGGACUAUGGGAGGUGGCGGAGCAGCAGCAGCCACAAGAGAAAGAGGAGGUCGCACAGCAGCGUGCGGGAGAUCAAGCGCUGCAGGUUCGAUUCCUCGAAAGCUUCGGACAGCUAUUAUUUGGAAAACAGAUCUAUAAAUGAGAAGGAUUAUCAUAGUCGACGUUACAUUGAUGAAUACAGAAAUGACUACUGUGAAGGAUGGGAUUCUGGACCUCGCCAUCGAGACCAUGAAAGCAGAUAUCAGAACCAUAGUAGCAAGUCCUCUGGUAGAAGUGGAGGAAGUAGUUAUAAAAGUAAACACAGGACUCACCACAGUACUUCUCAUCAUCGAUCGCACGCGAAGAGCCACCGAAGGAAAAGACCCAGGAGUGUAGAGGAUGAUGAGGAGGGUCACCUGAUCUGUCAGAGUGGAGACGUUCUAAGAGCAAGAUAUGAAAUUGUUGCUACUUUAGGUGAAGGAGCUUUUGGGAAAGUGGUGGAGUGCAUUGAUCAUAGAGCGGGAGGCAGACAUGUAGCAGUAAAAAUAGUUAAAAAUGUGGAUAGAUACUGUGAGGCUGCUCGCUCAGAAAUUCAGGUUCUGGAACACUUGAACACAACGGACCCCAGCAGUGCUUUCCGCUGUGUGCAGAUGCUGGAGUGGUUUGAGCAUCACGGUCAUGUUUGCAUCGUGUUUGAACUGCUGGGGCUUAGUACUUAUGACUUCAUUAAGGAAAAUGGGUUUCUGCCCUUCUGCCUGGAUCACAUCAGGAAGAUGGCAUAUCAGAUAUGCAAAUCUGUGAACUUUUUGCACAGUAAUAAGUUGACUCAUACAGACUUAAAGCCUGAAAACAUCUUAUUUGUGCAGUCCGAUUACACAGAAGCAUAUAAUCCCAAAAUGAAGCGUGAUGAACGCACCCUAAUAAAUCCAGACAUUAAAGUUGUGGACUUUGGAAGCGCAACCUACGAUGACGAGCAUCACAGCACGCUGGUGUCCACAAGGCAUUACCGCGCGCCCGAAGUUAUUCUAGCCUUAGGGUGGUCGCAGCCAUGUGAUGUGUGGAGCAUAGGAUGCAUCCUGAUCGAGUACUACCUUGGGUUUACCGUGUUUCCGACACAUGAUAGUAAGGAGCACUUAGCAAUGAUGGAAAGAAUUCUUGGACCUCUACCGAAACAUAUGAUACAGAAAACCAGGAAACGUAAAUAUUUCCAUCAUGAUCGCCUGGACUGGGACGAGCACAGUUCUGCUGGUAGAUAUGUCUCCCGCCGCUGCAAACCCCUAAAGGAAUUCAUGCUUUCUCAGGACGUGGAACAUGAGCUUCUCUUUGACCUCAUUCAGAAGAUGUUGGAGUACGAUCCAGCGAAAAGGAUUACUCUCAAAGAAGCCUUGAAGCAUCCUUUCUUUUACCCACUUAAAAAAAAUGCCUAACUCUUUUAACUGGGUAGUUCUCUUGCAGAGAUAUGACAGACUGUAUCAGUCUAGUUUUAAUACUAAGUUAUUAUACAGCUUUGUAAAUUGUACAUUUUUGUAUUGGCUGUUUUAUGUUUGGAUAAUUAAAUGUCUAGCUAAGUAGGGAUUAUCUUUCAGCAAUUAUAGAAGUUUAUUCAGAAUAAACUUUGUGCUUAAUAAAAUUUAUGGAUUUGUACAGUA